This is a messenger RNA of Saccoglossus kowalevskii, 1228 nucleotides long. Its product is annotated as muscle-specific protein 20-like. Gene Ontology annotation, biological process: actin filament organization; actomyosin structure organization. Gene Ontology annotation, cellular component: actin cytoskeleton. Lineage: Eukaryota; Metazoa; Hemichordata; Enteropneusta; Harrimaniidae. The record is from RefSeq and is a predicted model, not a curated record. Gene Ontology annotation, molecular function: actin filament binding.
GGUUGGGAUAAAAAUGUUAGAAUGUUUAGACUAAGACAAACAUUUAUGACAGAGGCCAAAAUCAGCUAGUCUGUUGAAGGGAACGCAUCGACUUUAAGCACCGUCGUCUCUAGGGAUAUCCUCGGUUUUACUAGCAACGGAACUUACAAAAUGGCUACCCGCGGUCCUUCAUAUGGGAUGAGCGCUCAAGUCGCUGCUAAGAUCGGUGCUAAACGUGAUCCUCAACAAGAAGCAGAAGUGCAGGAGUGGAUUGAGACAUUAACAGGUGAAAAGUUCCCAUCAGACUAUGCUGAAUCAUUAAGAGAUGGCAUCAUUCUCUGCAAGUUGGCCAAUACAUUGGUCCCUGGCUCAGUUAAGAAGGUCAAUACAAACAAAACACAAUCUUUUAAGCUGAGGGAAAACAUUGAAAAUUUCCAGAAAAUGGCUAAAAAUUAUGGUGUUCCUGAAACCGAUGUUUUCCAGGUAGUAGAUUUGUUUGAGAAAUCCAAUAUUUCCCAAGUCACCCAAUGUAUCUGUGCUGUUGGACGCUUGGCGCAAACAAAGCCUGGCUACACCGGCCCAGCCUUGGGUCCCAAGCAGUCAGCAGAAAAUGUCCGUGAAUGGACUGAAGAACAACUGUUAGCACAGAAACAAAUGAAAGGAGAGAUUGGUCUUCAGAUGGGUCAAAACAAAGGAGCCUCACAAGCUGGUCAGAACUUUGGAUUAGGAAGACAAAUCAACUACACAGAGCCACAAUAAGUAUGAACAACAUCCCUAUUACCGUAAAGGUGGACAACAGACAAACAUAUUAUUCUCAAGUACCUUUCAAAAUUGCAUGUCAUUGUCAUGGAAACAAAAUGUAUAACUAAAUUACAUAGGAUUUUAUUAUGAGAUAAAAAAAACAUGAAUGAAUAUUUAGUGCCAAACUAACGAUAAAGAAAUGAUUGUUCAGUCAUCUGCAUUGUUUCGUCUUUGCAUUUUUUUUGGCUCUUCAGCCAACCUAUCAUUAGACUUAUGACCAUAGAGGGCGCUGUUAUGCUUAUAGCCUGCUCUUUAUUUUGACGACUUCUUCAAUAACUUAGUCUGUAUAAAUUCCAACAAAAUGACAUUUUGAAAGCGAGAACAUUUUUACGAACAUUUUUACAGUCCAAGAUAGAUUUAUUUGGCAAUCCAAGAGGAACAUAGACAAUGCUUUUAUAAAAUUGGCAGUCUCAUAAUUGGUCGUUUAAUAAAGUUAUGUUUUAGAUUA